Molecule: messenger RNA, 2322 nt
Organism: Neohortaea acidophila
Lineage: Eukaryota; Fungi; Ascomycota; Dothideomycetes; Mycosphaerellales; Teratosphaeriaceae
Exons: 5
Coding region: 1-2322 (773 amino acids)
Biological process (GO): regulation of DNA-templated transcription
Molecular function (GO): zinc ion binding; DNA-binding transcription factor activity, RNA polymerase II-specific
Source: RefSeq, a predicted model, not a curated record
AUGGCUCGAAGCAACGGGGAAGAUGCCGACGAACCCCAGACGAAACGCAGACGGCUAUCUUCCAGCAAUAGCAUCCCAAUCAAGACGACCAAUACACGGAGAAAGACGGCAUGCCAGGCUUGCCGACUGCGCAAGAUUAAAUGCGAUGCCGUGCGGCCGACGUGUGGAAUCUGCAAGGCGAGCGACGCCAUGUGCAAAUACACCGACCCGCUCCCUGAGAAGUUAACGAUUGACUCUGCUACGGAUCUGUUGUCCAACAAACUUGAUAGGCUUCAAGACGACAUUGAGAAGCUGCGGACGCUUGUCCACCAGGGUGGCGGCUCAUCAAUCUUUAAUGAUUUCCAGGCCCCGACCGAAGACGACCGAACAUCACAAGCGAAUCUCACCCGCCAGUCCAGCGCAAUCUACACCGCCGAGCCCUCAAAGGACUUCUUGCCUAUCCCGGCCGCACGAACUACAGCCGACACGGUGCUCACCUGGCCCGUCUAUGAGGGAAAGUACCAACAGAGCGCCCUCAUUUGCGUCCUCUUUGAACCGCUGAAAGCUCGCUCGUCUGGAGCCUUCCCAUCCGAAUGUGACUCCUUCACCGUCCCCGGUGGCCUGAUCCCACCCGUCGAAGAGUCCAUCCCGCAUCUCGUCGAUCGGUUCCUAGAGAACGUGCACACCAAAAACCCAGUCUGCGACGUCGAGGAACUCGUGCGGCAAUCGCGGCUCAUCGCAGUCAACGGACUCAGCUGGGACGCGUGGUCAUGCUUGGUGCUCCUCGCCUGCGCCCUCGGCACCAUCGCCAAACCUUUUGACGCGGCGGUCAAUGUCGUUCCUCGUGCGUCUGGAGACAUGGCGGCGGAGACGUCCUGGAUUGCCGAUGCUCCUACUACUCCGCGCGAGUUGCAGCAGGCCGAGUCAUGUUUCGUCCUGGCUUGUCGGAGGAUGGGCACGUUGAAGCACUCCAUUCUCGGCUCGCAGUGCUAUUUCUUCGCCGGAGUCUACCUAAUGUACACCAUGCGCCCCCUCCUCUCCUGGCAGUACUUCACCCAAUCCUCCAUCCUCUACCAACUGCACAUGAAAAGCACACACGGCCUCGUCACCGACAUCUCCGCCCUCGGCCAGAUCCCCGUGCAGCACGACGACGACCUACCGAACCACAAGCCGCGCCGGCUGGAGGAGAGCAUGUAUUGGUCGUGCUUCAAGAGCGAGAGCGAGUUCCGCGUCGAGCUGCCGCUGCCGCAGAGCGAACUGGCUACUUACUACCAUCCGCAGAUGUUUCCUUCGCCGCCUUCGCCGGCGGAUGUUGAGAAAGCGGGGCAGUCGAACGAGGAGCAGACGGGACUUGCUGCGGUGAAUGACUUGGAUCAGGCUGAGGCGGUGUCUUUGAGGCAGCAUGCAAAACAGCUCUGCAAUGAGGAGGAGAGCUGGUACUACUACUUGACCGAGAUUGCCCUUCGACGCAUCGGCAAUCGCAUCAUCAACACCUUCUUCCGUCAGGAUCCCACAGCGUGGCUAGACAUCAAGCCAUGGCUAUCCAUCGCGCUGGAGUUCGACACCCAAGUCUCCGCCUGGUCCGCCCAUCUGCCCGCCGCAAUGCAACACUGGGAAACCAACUACACCAUCCGCGCGCCCACCCACACCUCCCUCCCGGAUGGCAGCGGCAACCACGUUUCACGCGAACUGAGCUGGGCAACAGACAAUCGCCUGCUAGAAAUGCGCUCCUGGCUCUACCAGCCCUUCUUGUACUACUUCAUCCACAACUCCACCUUACCCAAAUACCCUCCCCAUGGCCGCCAUGAAUCAACAUCCCCCCUCUCCCCAACAGCAACAACAACAUCGCGCCAAUCCCCCACCAUCACAGCCAACACAACCACAACCACGCCCCCCACCCUCGAGACCUUCCUCCACACCACCCCACACCUGCAAACAGAGACCCACCUCUCCACGCCCGACAUAACAAGCCUCUACCACUUCAUCACCUCAGGCAUAGACUGCAACCUGAAAAUCCUCGACGUGCGCUCCCUGCGCCACCGCCACCACGGCCUGUGGUACGACAUGCGCAGUCUGAUGUGCGCGUCGCUGAUUCUGCUCGCGGUCGUGCGGAGUGGGCAUGAGGCGUGGAUUCCGGGGGGUGUGGAGGUGCUUUGGGGCGGGGGUGUUGGGGAUGGGGACGGGAUUCAGGGGCGGAUAGGACAUAUUAUCGAUGAGUUUGGCUUUUGGGCGGAGGAGAGUCCGGAUAUGGUGAGGCAUGCGGAGGUGCUGAGGGAGGUGACGGGGAUGGUGAGGGCGGGGUGGAGGAAUAUGAGGGCGAAUGGGGAAGGGGCGAUGGGUUGA